AUGUCUCUGAACGAAGUUUGGGAGGCAGCUUCCGCAAGCCCUUAUUCUCCCCUGAUCUCUAAAGAUCAACAGUUCUUCGUUGGCUUCAGCCUGCUGCUUAGUGCUUUGGUUUUGACUGGUCUUUUCGGUCUGAAUCGCUCUUUCUUGAGCAUUGCAUCAUUCGGUGUCCCGGCCUCAUUGGCAUUCGGAUUCGGAGCCGUUUAUAUGAUCUGCGCCGCUGGUGUCUACACACAUCUUUACAUAUCUUCACCAUACCCCAAUAAUCUACUUCUCGGUGCUCGCUAUCACGUUCCCUUGGCUAUCUCAAUCGACGUUGCAAGGGCCAUGGCAACCACCGAGUCUGCGCCCAUCUUUUCUGCUGUCUCCAGCAACGCUCAUCAGCUCUAUACCUUACUUCAAUGCAUUGGCUUCGCUUCAAAAGCCACUGUUCAAAUCACCCCAGACGGGAUUCGGUUCUCCGCCGAGGAGACCAGAGUCAUACAGGGGUUUGCAUUUCUCGACAAAGCACUCUUCACAAGCUACACGUUCAACCCGCCUCCAGGUCAGCGGAACACGAUCGACGAUUCUGACGAUGACGAAGUAGGGGAAGAUGCUACGGACGUGGCAUCAUAUCCCUGUUUUGUUAUUUCCCUAUCCGCCCUCCUUGAAACGUUGAAGAUCUUCGGCAUCAAUGAUGCGUCGUCCGGCAACUUCAGCAGAGCAGGCAGCGUUCAACCACCAAAUCCUUCUGCGUUAUCCGCCUUCACCGCACCAGCACUACUCCUGGACCGUUCAUGCACGCUACAAUACUUGCACGACGGUGCUCCUUUCAGCGUCACGUUGUCCGAGACAGGUAUCAAAACAACCUGCGACUUGACGACCUACGAGCCGGAGGACACCGACCUCGAUAUCCCCUUCCAGCGAGACGGCAUCGUCAUGAAGAUCAUCAUGCGUUCCGCCUGGCUCCACAAUGCCAUCACAGAGCUCGACGCCACGGAUCCAACCGUCCUAAAACUCUCAGCCUCCGCAACGCGAGAGCCAUAUUUCGCACUGUCCGGCUCGGGCGGUCCCCUCAGCGAAUCAACGGUAGAAUUCUCAAUCGAGCAACCAAAUCAUGGCACCGGACCGGCCGAUAGCCACCACAAAGUGCUCACCGAUGAUGGAACAUCCAGAUCGCGGGCCAAGAGAGCCAAACUCGCGCCUACCGUCACGGAAACCUUUCUCGUCAGCCCACCGUCGUCCAUGGGCUCUCGCAUAACUCAGGGUUAUCGGUUCUCCAUGAUCAAGAAGGCAGCUCGUGCGAUGGCAGUGGCUAAUAAAGUCAGUAUCCGGGGCGAUAGACAAGGUGUCUUAAGCCUCCAGUUCAUGAUCGAGUUCGACAACAAUGGCCCUGUUGGCGCAGCUAGCGGCACACGGUCAUCGGCAGGAAGCGCUGGGGGCACGGUGACUUUUGUGGACUUUCGUUUUGUACCGUUACUGGAUGAGGAUGCAAUGGAUCUUGAACUGGAUUAG
This is a messenger RNA of Aspergillus clavatus NRRL 1, 1491 nucleotides long. Its product is annotated as putative DNA repair protein Rad1. The record is from RefSeq and is a predicted model, not a curated record. The transcript is spliced from 5 exons. The coding region runs from base 1 to 1491 and encodes 496 amino acids. Gene Ontology annotation, biological process: DNA repair; DNA damage checkpoint signaling; protein N-linked glycosylation. Gene Ontology annotation, cellular component: checkpoint clamp complex. Lineage: Eukaryota; Fungi; Ascomycota; Eurotiomycetes; Eurotiales; Aspergillaceae.